This is a messenger RNA of Bipolaris victoriae FI3, 894 nucleotides long. RefSeq lists its product as hypothetical. The transcript has a single exon. The annotation marks the transcript as partial. The record is from RefSeq and is a predicted model, not a curated record. Lineage: Eukaryota; Fungi; Ascomycota; Dothideomycetes; Pleosporales; Pleosporaceae.
AUGUAUCACUAUUCAAAGCUUAGGUCUGAGGACUCGGGUUUCCGGCUCUUGAGGCUACUUAAAGGGAGUGAUCCUGAACUCGAAUGCGAGCUCUCCCUGCAGUCACUGCAAAACGCACACCCUCCAUACGAAGCUCUUUCCUACACAUGGGGUAGCAGCGAGCUAGUCGAGUGUAUCAAACUGGAUGGAAAGACAUUUUGGGUAACGGAUAACCUACAUGCGGUGUUGCAAAAUCUGCGGCUGUGCGAUAGGGAUCGCAUUCUGUGGAUCGACGCUAUUUGUAUAAACCAAGAAGACAAGGUGGAACAGAGUCAACAAGUUCAGCAGAUGGGGCAGAUAUACGAAAAGGCUGAGAAAGUUCUCAUCUGGUUGGGCAAGGCGACGCCGCAAAUUAUCUCCUUGAUGGAAAGACUCAACCAAUUUCGAAACGCUGAUGCUAGUUAUCACUACAAUCCAGAAACGUUCAAAGACUGGAAUUGGAAAGAUCAUUCUAUGGCAAUAAAGCAAAUUUUGAACCGAGAAUGGUUCACAAGGAUCUGGAUCCUACAGGAGGCAGCCAAAGCCCGUAGAGCCGAUGUCUGUUGCGGCGUUCGAUCCAUUCCAACUGAAAUUUUUGUCCUCGCGCUCUCCUUUGUGGAGCUAAAGUUUCCACCGCACUGCCAACCUAUACUGGACAUAAUGGCAAAGUCAUUCCGGUCAAGUUCCUGGUGGGCACAAACACGCGACUUACGAACCCUUCUGCGCAAGUUUCAUGGGAGCAAAGCAACCGAUGAGCGCGACAAGAUAUAUGCCCUGCUUGGUAUGUCUUCGUAUCUAGAGGACCCGAAGAAUAUUGCGAUAGACUACCUGAGACCAACCUCCCAAGUUGUUCGCAAGGUUAUUACAUAUUUGCUG